AUCAAAUUACACAUAUUACUGGGUGCAUUCCAUAUUUAAAACACAAAUAUUGACAAUUUAUAUAAUUUGUAUUAUUAUUAUUAGUAGUAGUAGUAGUAGUAAUGUUUUUUGUGUGUCUCAGGGAGCUCUAGCGCCCUCUAUUGGCUGGCCAUCACUGGUCAGGACGCACAGAUUGCAGACUAUUUAUAGUUUGGAAAAAGCUCACAAAGCAUCUUAGAGCUGACUGGCUGAUUUUUACGCGUAAAGCCUGCCUGCUGACAGAACUGAAACACUAUAUCUAAGCCCUAACAAAGCCAAGGGACUCUCCAACCCCCUGUAUAUGAGCCUCGCACCCUGAGCCAUCACCAUUACGCACAGGAGAGCGCUCACAUGCCUCCUGGUACUGGACGAGUCCUCGUGGCAGCAUGGAGCAGCGCGCAGGAAGGAGAGCCUUUGUGACUCCUGAGGACUACACUGAGGACUGAGCACUGAAACACGAGCUCCUGGCAUCUUGAACCUCACCUUUCUGAAAAUUAACUUCUCAGAUUCCCAUGCAUGCAUGCAUAUACCAUCUAUUAAUACUCCAAUGAUCAUGCCAUGGUUCACGUCGUCGUCCUCCCACGACUCCACAGGAGGAGCAGCAGGAGUAUCCAAAAGUUCCACACUCCCUCCAGUAAAGAAUUUUAGAUUUUUUUUUAUUGCUCUUUAGAUAUUUGAACAUUGGGAGCGUUCCCACCAUGCAGGCUGCUGCUGCACCCUGAGGGGGAGAUGGAUUUAGAGGUGAACGACUCGAACUGUUUGUCCCGGAAUGAGAGCGACCACCUCGGACUGUGCGCCUCCUCAUCCUCCUCUUCUUCCUCCGGAGUGUCCACUGCGCUGGCCAGCGUGCUGAUCUUCACCAUCGUGGUGGACAUCCUGGGCAAUGUCCUCGUCAUCCUGUCCGUGUACAGGAACAAGAAGCUCAGGAAUGCAGGCAACAUCUUCGUGGUGAGUUUGUCCGUAGCCGACCUAGUGGUGGCGUUGUAUCCUUACCCUCUGGUCCUGACGGCCAUCUUCCACGAUGACUGGACCAUGGGCGACCUGCAUUGCCAGGCCAGCGGUUUCAUCAUGGGGCUGAGCGUCAUCGGCUCCAUCUUCAACAUUACAGCCAUCGCCAUCAACCGGUACUGCUACAUCUGCCACAGCCUCCACUACGACCGGCUGUACAGCCUGAGGAACACCUGCUGCUACCUGGGCCUCACCUGGCUGCUCACCGCGCUCGCCACAGUGCCAAACUUCUUCGUUGGCUCGCUGCAGUACGACCCCCGCAUCUACUCCUGCACCUUCGCCCAGACGGUCAGCUCGUACUACACUAUCUCGGUGGUGGUUAUUCACUUCCUGAUCCCGCUGCUGGUGGUGUCCUACUGCUACAUGAGAAUAUGGGUGCUGGUGAUUCAAGUGAAACACCGGGUGAAACCGGAGCUAAGGACCAAACUGAAAUCGAGCGAUGUGAGGAACUUCCUGACUAUGUUUAUGGUGUUUGUGUUGUUUGCGGUGUGCUGGGCUCCACUGAACCUCAUAGGCCUGGCCGUAGCUAUAAACCCAGCGAAAGUUGCGCCCGUCAUACCCGAGUGGCUCUUUGUCACAAGCUACUUUAUGGCGUACUUCAACAGCUGCCUCAACGCCGUCAUAUACGGACUGCUAAACCAAAACUUCCGUAAAGAAUACAAGACGAUCCUUCUUGCUCUUUGCAUCCCACGCUUGCUCCUCACGGAGACCUCCAGGUGUGCCACUGAGGGACUGAAGAGUAAGCCUUCGGCUCCGGUUUUAACAAACAAUAAUGUAGCAGAGAUAAAUGUAUAAACUUGUUUUACUGGGAAACUUACGAUUAAGUUUCUGUGGAGCCUCAUUGUGGAUAUGUGCCAUGAUUCAUUCAGUGCCUUUUCACAAGCUGUAAAGACGUGAUCAUGAUUUCAUUUCAGCCAUGUCAGACACCGUUCCCUCAUGUUGAGAGGAAAAAUCAAUUGUAUCAUCGGUACAAUGCGCUCCUUUCUGACUCUGAACUUUAAAGACAGACCACCUGGUUAACAAGGAAGAAAAAAACAUUCAGUCAAUACAUACCAUUUAAAGCUUAUUAUUUGGAUGGGAGUCACUUUUCAAGCCACAUCAUGUGCACGAGAAUGACGCACUGCCUAUUUGCACAGAGCAAUUCUAAGUAUGUCAACAACAUUGUGAAAAGCGAAUAAAUGUGUUUUUUAUUCCCA
Molecule: messenger RNA, 2222 nt
Organism: Sebastes umbrosus (honeycomb rockfish)
Lineage: Eukaryota; Metazoa; Chordata; Actinopteri; Perciformes; Sebastidae
Gene: mtnr1c
Product: melatonin receptor 1C
Exons: 2
Coding region: 748-1821 (357 amino acids)
Biological process (GO): G protein-coupled receptor signaling pathway
Cellular component (GO): membrane
Molecular function (GO): melatonin receptor activity
Source: RefSeq, a predicted model, not a curated record